AUGGAGGAGAAACAAGGUCUUGAUAUCGAUGGGCAGGAGAUUUCCUUGGGCCCAUUCAAAAAUAAGCCCCCAAGAGAAAGGGAUAACAGAAGAUCUUCUUCAGGAGAGGCUGGGAAGAGCAAGGUGCUGUUCAUUGGGAAUCUGAACUACGACUCCACGGAGGAUGGCGUGAAGGAAUACUUCCCCAAUGCCACAGCUGUGAGAAUACUUACCCACCAGGACACCGGCAGAUCUAAGGGGUUUGGGUUUGUGGAGUUCAGCAAUGCAGAGGAUGCUCAGAAGGCAUUUGACGAGAGGAAAGGGGAGGUGGACGAGGUAGAGGAUUCCACGGGGGUCGAGGGGGCCGUGGUGGAGGAUUCCGUGGAGGGCGAGGUGGAGGAGGAUUUCGGGGGGGCAGAGGUGGAUUCAGAGGUCGUGGAGGUGAUCGAGGAGGGCGAGGUGGUUUUAGAGGUCGUGGGGGAGGAGACAGAGGUCGAGGGGGCAGAGGACGAGGCGGGGGAUUUGUACAGGGAUCUGGCAAAAAGACAACUUUUGAUGACAGUGACUGAAGAAGAGUAUCUUCCAUCCCAACUUACAACUGCAUUUUAA
Liolophura sinensis is the source of this 588-nucleotide messenger RNA. RefSeq names its product nucleolin-like. Lineage: Eukaryota; Metazoa; Mollusca; Polyplacophora; Chitonida; Chitonidae. Gene Ontology annotation, molecular function: RNA binding. The transcript is spliced from 5 exons. Bases 1 to 588 code for a protein of 195 amino acids. The record is from RefSeq and is a predicted model, not a curated record.